This is a messenger RNA of Phaeoacremonium minimum UCRPA7, 2154 nucleotides long. RefSeq names its product putative snare docking complex subunit protein. The record is from RefSeq and is a predicted model, not a curated record. Gene Ontology annotation, cellular component: Golgi membrane; cytosol. Gene Ontology annotation, biological process: intracellular protein transport; endoplasmic reticulum to Golgi vesicle-mediated transport. The coding region runs from base 1 to 2154 and encodes 717 amino acids. The transcript is spliced from 5 exons. Gene Ontology annotation, molecular function: syntaxin binding. Lineage: Eukaryota; Fungi; Ascomycota; Sordariomycetes; Togniniales; Togniniaceae.
AUGGCGCCCCGCGGCAACUCGCUGCGAGACAGGCAAAUAGCAUCGCUUAGAAAGAUCCUCAAUCUCAACGAAGCACCCGAGUCGACAGAGGGAGGCGACGAUUCUCAGACAAAUGGCUUCCUAGCGACCGCCACGCCGAUACUGGAUGCUGAAGGCGACCCGAUAUGGAAGGUGUUGGUGUUCGACGACCUGGGACGGGAUGUCAUCUCCUCCGUACUCCGAGUGAGCGACCUGCGGGCAAUGGGAGUGACUGUGCACAUGAACAUCACAUCCUCGCGGCACCCAAUACCAGAUGUUCCUGUCAUCUACUUGCUCGAGCCCACACCCCAGAACCUUCAAGGCAUCACCAGCGACCUCCAAAAAGGGUUGUACUCUCCAGCUUAUAUCAACUUCCUCUCCUCGAUACCGCGCCCCCUACUUGAAGAUUUCGCCUCGCAAACAGCCACUGCAGGGACUUCGGAGCACAUAGCCCAGCUAUUUGACCAGUACCUCAACUUCAUCGUCGCGGAGCCAGAUCUAUUCUCCCUGGGCAUGGAAAAAGAGCACACAUAUUUAGCACUGAAUAGUGCGAAGACAAAAGACGAAGAGCUAGAUCAUAUCGUGGAUAGAAUCGUCAGCGGUCUGUUUAGCGUCGUGGUGACCAUGGGUGUCAUUCCUAUCAUUCGCUGUCCAAAAGACGCAGCCGCAGAAAUGAUUGCCGCGAAGCUUGAUCGCAAGCUCAGGGACCAUAUUCUGAAUUCCAAGGACAACCUCUUUUCCUCUUCCUCAAACCGGCCUGCUUCGUCGGCUGGAACUCCUACCUCCCGCCCUGUCCUUAUCAUUCUCGACCGUAACGUGGAUCUACUUCCCAUGCUCACACAUCAAUGGACCUACCAAGCCCUGGUGCAUGAUGUGCUGAACAUGAAGCUCAACCGAAUCACCAUUGAAACACCGAUAGACGAGAACAAUCCAGCGAGGGGUGUCACCAAGAAGGCUUUUGAUCUGAAUGCCAACGACUUCUUCUGGCAGAAAAACGCGCCGCUGCCAAUCCCUACUGUAGCUGAGGAUAUCGAUGCCGAGUUGACUCGGUACAAAGAGGAUGCGGCUGCGAUUACCAAGAAGACAGGCGUGACAGACCUCGAGUCUUUACAAACGGAUACUAGCGCCAGCGCGCAACACUUGAAAGCAGCUAUCACUUUACUACCCGAACUUCAAGAGCGCAAGGCGGUCUUAGAUAUACAUAUGAACAUCUUAAGCGCUCUCUUCACUGGGAUCAAGAACAGACAGUUGGACAACUACUUUCAGAUCGAAGAAAAUGUCACAAAGCAGACAAGAGCGCAGAUGCUGGAACUGAUUAAGGAUGCUGACAAGGGCAACCAGCCAAUGGACAAGCUACGGCUCUUCAUCAUCUGGUAUCUCAGCACAGAGCAAGAAGUGAGCAGGCAAGACUGGCAGCAGCUUGAAGAGGCACUUACGGCCGCUGGCGUGGACGUGACAUGCCUGCCCUACAUCAGACAGGUCCGCGCCACCACGAAGAUGACGCAACUCACGACCAUCAACGCCUCGUCCGGCCAGCAGGCGCAAUCGGGCUCGUCAGACCUGUUUCACCGCUUCUCCAACAUCUCGUCGCGGCUCACCGACCGCCUCAAGGAGUCCGGCGUCCCCACCGGUGCCCUGUCGGCUAACAUCGACUCGUUCAUCGGCGGCAUCAAGAAUUUCCUGCCCGCGAACCGUGACCUGACCGUCACCAAGGUCGUCGAGUCCAUCAUGGACCCCGCCACCGCCUCCUCCACCGCCAUCGCCAAAACCGAGAACUACCUCUACUUCGAUCCCCGCAGCGCAAACGCCCGUGGCACCAUGCCGCCGCCGUCGGCGUUGCGCGCGGGCGGUGGCCUCUCGGCGGGCUCGACGCCAGGGGCGCUUCCAGGUUCGCAGGCGCCGGGCAGCGGGGCGUCGUUCGGCCAGAGGCGGCAGGGCUUCUCCGAGGCGGUGGUCUUUACCGUCGGCGGUGGCAGCAUGGACGAGUACGGCAACUUGCAGGAGUGGGUGACCCGCACGAGCGGCGGCGGCGACCGCACCAAGAGGCGCGUGGUGUACGGAAGCACCGAGCUGCUCAAUGCCUCGGAGUUCAUUCACGAGGAGCUCGAGCGGCUGGGCCGUGAGGUCGCAUCGUGA